CAACAGAGAGACAGAUCCACCCCAAACACUGUUAACAUAAAAAAGUCUCAGAGACAAACAGGGAAAGAGUCUGAAGGCAGGAGAAAAAAAUGGGACAGGGCCAGAAAGGUUCCUCAGACAAGAAGCAGAGCCAGAAGAAUAGAGAUGUCAGCCCAGCACAAGAGGACAGUAAAAGAUGCAGAGUCUGUCGUUUCCCUCUGCUCGUCGCCCUGUUGCAGCUGCUGCUAGGGGUGGCUGUCACAGCCGUUGCCUUCCUCAUGUUGGCCAUCAGCCACUCACUCACAGCCAGGGAGACUCCACACUGGGCUGGGAUCAUUCUUUGUUUAGUUUCCAUCGUUGGGUUCUUCCUCUACUGCAUCACCUACCAGCCAGAUGAGCGAACAUCUACGCAGUUCAUUGUCAGGCUCCUGUAUUUUGUCCUGUGCACCACGGGCCUGGUCAUUUCAGUGCUGGUUGUGGCGUUUGCUGGACACCACCACUCCCAGGCUAGCAGCUUCAUCUGCCGGCAAGCUGAAGAGGACUGCGAGUGUGUGCUGGAUCUUAGUGACCCGAUAGCUCGCACCUUUAACUACAAGGAGGUCAGCGACUGCGAGGCGAUUACCAGCACGCUCACCUUUUACUACUUGCUCCAGAUCCUGCUGAACCUAGCCCAGGCGGUGGUCUGUGCAAUCGGAGCCUUCAUCAUGUGGAAGCAUCGCUAUCAAGUCUUCUUUGCUGGGAUACAGAUCAGCUCUCCCUCCACCCACCAGUGGCAAAACGUUUAACGUGUUAGGGACAACUCUGGUCGGCAAGAGUACAACAAAGGUCAUAAUUUCUUCAAGACCGGGGCCUUUUGGUUGUGUGCCUUAGUGUGUUCUUCCUAUCAGCUACAGACAGGUGACAAAUUAUAGGAAAAGUACUGCUCAAGAGAGUCUUAAACCUAUUUUUUAGGACUUUCAAUGUUACUGUUCUGCUGCAUUUUCACUGAGGUACUUGGUAGAUAAGGAAAAAACAAGUCUGCUGACACGUGCUGUUCCUCUUCAACAGUGUGCUGUUGAAGUGUUAAAGCUGCUCCUGUUCAGCAACAGCUUAAAAGCAUCAAAACUAGGAGGUCUUAUGCAACCACUGUGCAGUGCACCUACAAAAUCUGUUAACAUCCAACUGUUUGCUUCACAUUUCCAGGAAACAGGGGAUGCAAUGUGACCUCAGCUGAUUGAAGCUGCAUGAAUCACUGAGUUUCAGUGGUGUUUGCAAUCCUAAGUCAGUAUUCCUCCAGUGCAACCGGAUGUUAACAGAAGUUGUGAUGGAAAAUAAAAUGAGUUGACAAACAAAAAGGACAAAUGAAAACAAAUUGAAUAUUCAACUAAUCAGAAAGUAUCAACCCAAAAGAUCAGGGGAGUCUUUAGAGAAAACUGCUCCUCUAACAGAGAUGUUUCCUGGAUUGUUUUUUUUCUUUUUUGAUUCCUGCAAAAAAGUUUCAGUAUGGAUGAGAAUAUCACAGUUCUCCACAAAACAAGUGGUUUCCUUUAUUGUUUCGUUUACUUUAUGAUUGUGGCAGAGAUCAUUAAUUAAAACACAAGUUGAAAAACCUUCACAGAUAUGAUUCAUAUUAUGUCUACCAGAUCAAUGAGUGUCCCCCUUUAUGCUUAGACUGGUGUAGGCAUCCAUCCAGGAAGAUGACUCUUCCUCUGUGUCAAAGUAUUACAACACCGGACUGAGUUGAUUCGCCAGAACAGUUUUGUUCUGAGCAAUCAUCAGAUUUUCUCUCUGUAUGCAAAUAUUUUUCUUUAAUUUGCCAUCCUUCUGUAGUUGAACAUAUUGUGGUGCUUUUAUAAUCCAAGCAUUUUACACAAAACUUUGUACAUGCAGUUUCCAGUGCUGCCGAAUAUAGAUGUUAAGCACUCAAAAAGAUCAAAAUCACUUUUUAUUGUUUUACAUGAGUUUUGCUUUGUUUCCAAAUAUGCUGACAUUUUCUGUUGUGUACACCCACUGCCAUCCCAGACACAUCGCUGAAACCAGUAUUUGUUUUGAAAACACCGACACUGCAUGAUUUCUUCGGCUUUCUUGUAGCAGGGGUUUACUGAUCAGAAUUAGGCGCUUCAGUGAUCCUUUUGGUCUGUGUUCAAGUUUUCAUUGACAUCACGGAUGCAAAUUAUUUGAUGAAUAUGAUUUGUUAAGAUUUCGCUUCAGUAACUUUCUUUAGGCAAAACCAUGAAUUGUGUUCACAGUGUUUGAAUUAUACUUUCUCAACCUUUAAAAAAACAUUUCCACAAAAUAAAAUGGUCAAAUAUUAACAAAG
Messenger RNA from Girardinichthys multiradiatus, 2278 nucleotides. It is a transcript of the gene sspn, whose product is annotated as sarcospan (Kras oncogene-associated gene). Bases 90 to 764 code for a protein of 224 amino acids. The record is from RefSeq and is a predicted model, not a curated record. Gene Ontology annotation, cellular component: dystrophin-associated glycoprotein complex; sarcolemma. Lineage: Eukaryota; Metazoa; Chordata; Actinopteri; Cyprinodontiformes; Goodeidae. The transcript has 3 exons.